This is a messenger RNA of Ostrinia nubilalis (European corn borer), 2244 nucleotides long. RefSeq lists its product as uncharacterized. Bases 1 to 2244 code for a protein of 747 amino acids. Gene Ontology annotation, molecular function: nucleic acid binding. The record is from RefSeq and is a predicted model, not a curated record. Lineage: Eukaryota; Metazoa; Arthropoda; Insecta; Lepidoptera; Crambidae. Gene Ontology annotation, biological process: DNA integration. The transcript has a single exon.
AUGACUAAUCUGUUUAGAGAGCUACCAAACGUAACUGUGUUCUUAGAUGAUAUCCUGAUUUCAAAUACUACUAGAAUAGACCACGAAAAAAGCAUAGAAAAAGUCUUUAAAAUAUUAAAGGAAAAUGGGUUAAAGAUAAAGAAACAGAAGUGUGAAUUUUUUUCUCACCAAGUAAAAUAUUUAGGUUACGUAAUAGAUAGGGACGGUGUGCGAGUAGAUCCAAGUAAACUGGAACCAAUAAUCCAGAUGACAACACCUACAACCGUGUCGGAAUUGAAAUCUUUUCUAGGAAUGGUCAAUUUUUACGGUAAAUUCAUUAAAAAUUUAAGCGUUUAUCUGGCUCCUCUGUUUGACUUGUUAAAGAAAAAUAACAGAUGGUCAUGGGGUAGUACCGAGCAAAGAGUUUUUGAAAAGGUGAAGGGCCUGUUGAAAAGCGCGGGCGUGCUGGCACACUACGACGCGUCGCGCGCCGCGGUGCUGACGUGCGACGCCGGCCCGCGCGGGCUGGGCGCCGUGCUGGCGCAGCGCGCCGCCGACGGCCGCGAGCGCGUCGUGGCCUACGCCUCGCGCGCGCUCACCCCAGCGGAGCUCAAUUAUAGCCAAAUCCACAAGGAAGCCUUGGCCAUAGUAUUCGCGGUGAAGAAAUUUCACCAAUAUCUUUAUGGUAGGAAAUUUACACUUCGGACCGACCAUAAACCGCUCGUGAGCAUAUUCGGUCCGAAUUUAGGCAUACCUAACAUGACAGCGAGUAGAUUACAACGGUGGGCCAUUAUUUUAUCAGCUUAUGACUUUUCCAUAGAGUACAUUAAAUCAGAGGAGAAUACGGCGGACGCACUUUCACGUUUAAUAGCCGCACACAAGGAAAGCCGUGAUAGUUCAGGGGACAGGGAUAUAGAACAAACUUAUCUACACUUUGCUACCGAGGCAUUAUUAUUGAGUAACGAAACUAUAAAAAAAGAAACGCAAAAAGACCCAUUAUUAGGUAGAAUUAUAAGUUACAUACAAGAUGGUUGGCCUGCCGAUGUUGAUAUUAAAGAACUUAAACCAUAUUUUAAUAGGAAGUCGGAACUAUACCUAGAAAUGGGUUGCAUUAUGUGGGGACAUCGUUUAGUAAUCCCUAAUGUCUGCAGAGACAAAGUAUUGAGAGAACUGCAUGACACACAUACAGGUAUAGUUAAAAUGAAAAGCCUGGCCAGGAGCUACGUGUGGUGGCCCGGACUGGACGAGGCCAUCGAGCGCCAGUGCGGCGCGUGCGGCGUGUGCGCGGCGCUGAGCGGCGCGCCGCCGGCGCACGCGCCCCGCUCGUGGCCCUGGCCCACACGCCCUUGGUCUAGGAUUCACAUAGAUUUUUUAGGGCCUAUAGCAGGUAUGAAAUUCUUGGUAAUUAUAGAUGCAACAUCUAAAUGGAUAGAAUGUUUUAAGAUGAAUCAGACCACGGCCAGUAAAGUAAUAGAAAGACUGAGAGACACUUUUGCUAGGUUUGGUUUACCAAAACAAAUAGUCAGUGACAAUGGGCCACCGUUUUCGAGUUCCGAAUUUUCACAAUUUUGUAAUAAUAAUGGAAUAGAUCAUAUAUUUACAGCUCCGUAUCAUCCUUCUUCAAAUGGAGCCGCAGAGAACGCAGUAAAAGUAUGUAAAAGAGUAAUUAAAAAAGCAAUUAUGACUCGCAUGGACGUAGACACAGCUUUGUAUAGGUUUUUAUUAAUAUAUAGGAACACCUCUCACAAUACUACGGGAGACAGUCCGGCUAAACUGUUGUUAGGUCGAAAUUUACGUACUAGACUAGACUGUCUCAAACCGGAUCGCGAGAAAAGAAUUGGAAAAUUACAAGAAAAACAAGAAAAUAGUGCGGGAGGAGUGAGUAGGGAAGUUAAGGUAGGUGAGGAAGUAUGGUUUAAAAACUAUAAUGACGAUGUACAAUGGAAAAAGGGUAAGGUCAUAGAAAAGUUAGGCGAUACCGAUUAUCGUAUCAGUUUAAAGGACGGACAAUGUAUACAUAGACAUAUUGAUCAACUAAAAAUAUGUAAGGGGUUUGGUGGAUCUGCACAGGACGAUAAAGUAACACAAAGUAAGGAACAGAGAAACCCCGGUUGGUUGUGGUUGCCGGGGGCUGGACCGGCGGAGUGCUCCGCGGCCGGCCCGGGCUCGGCCGCGCCGGCUCCGCGCCCGCCUGCCCCUCAGCUCGCUCCAAGGAGGUAUCCUCUCAGAGAGCGACACCCUCCAACACGAUAUGGCUUUGAAUAA